This is a messenger RNA of Fonsecaea multimorphosa CBS 102226, 2454 nucleotides long. RefSeq lists its product as uncharacterized. Gene Ontology annotation, biological process: protein deubiquitination. Gene Ontology annotation, cellular component: cytosol; nucleus. The transcript has 4 exons. The record is from RefSeq and is a predicted model, not a curated record. Bases 1 to 2454 code for a protein of 817 amino acids. Gene Ontology annotation, molecular function: protein binding. Lineage: Eukaryota; Fungi; Ascomycota; Eurotiomycetes; Chaetothyriales; Herpotrichiellaceae.
AUGGCGGGCGUACAACCUACUAGGGAUCACAUAUCCCAGGUUUGUGCCAUCACGCAGGUAGACGAAGGCAGCGCAAGGGUGCUACUCAAGAAAAGUAACAACGAUGUCAACGGCGCCAUCAAUGCCUUUUUUGAAGACCCCGUGAGGUCCGUGAUAGAAGAGCCCGCUGCUUCCAACGACUGGCAGUACCAGGACAAUAUUCCAUUCCAAGAUGAUUCGAGCAUGGGAGGAGUCGCCGCCCUGUCCCGCCCGCCUUCACGAGCCGACAAUUCCAUGAUGGACCUCUCCUCCGAGCAUGCCGCAGCUUCAGCAAGCAACGUCAAGUCGCUCAAAGAGCAAGAAGAGUUGAACGAUCCAGAUCUCCAACGUGCAAUGGCCGAGUCACUAGGGCAGAGCCUGCCCGCACAGGAAGACGGAGUCACAGGAACUGGCGCACACUUCGGCCCUGCCAACCGGGAGUACUACGAUCCCAGCAGUUGGGCUUUGACCACCUAUUCGACCUCGCGGGAGAUCAUUGAACAUCCGCCACCAUCGAAGCGGCGAAGAAUAGCCGGUGAACCCGCUUUUCUACGUGGCUCGAAGGAAACUGGCUACUUGGGAUCCUUGCUCACUAUCUACCACAACAUCCCUCUCGCUCGCCAAGCGCUUCUCAUGCCUGCUUUGAAAGUCCAUGCCUACGCCCAUGAUAAUAGCUGGUGGUCGGGGGCCACUGACGAGAACACCAAGGCCUUGUCGACCGACAAUACCCUUCGCAUUGACCGGCAAGAGUGCAAUCUGCUUACCGAGGUGCAAUGCCUGAUGGCUUUCCUUGACAGAACCACUCGCGCCUAUGGCAGUGUCGACGCUUUGGCUGAUUUACAGGCUGUUCGCAAUCGAAACGAUGCCACGCCAUUUCAUCGUUUUCUCGAAGCUUGGACGUCUGCAGCAAUGAAACAAGCUCCUCAAGAACAAGUGACGCAGGUCUUCAGCUCCGUAGCGACGAAAGCGGGAGGCCCCGGUGACACUGAAGUGGUGGAGAAAACCCUGAAUUGCAUCGACCCUUUCAUCAAUCACUUCCCUGGUGAGACGUUGACUGAUUUGCUCGACAUCACGAUCUGGAAUGAUGAACAUGGGAAUGGAAACAUAGAUGAUGUUUGGAUCAGCCAUUGCGCAGAGAUCUUUACUAUCCGAGUCCAUGACCCUAACAGCACGACGAGGAGCUCGGACCUGCAGUUGGAUCCGGUAUGGUAUCCCGAUCGAUAUAUGUACGAAUGCAGGGAGCAGAUGCAACAGAUACGCAAAGAACUGCAGUCAAUUCGCCGAGAGAUUGACCAAUACACUCACAUCCAGCGCCGCUGCCAGAUCUAUAAGUCGUCUGACAACAGAUUACUCGAUGUUGCCGAAGUUCUCAAUUCUGCAGUCAAAGCUUCGACCACAGUGUUGGGCAAGAAAUCUGUCUCGAAUGGCUUUCUUGACAGCCAGGCGUCCGGAGCAGAUGACACGGUCACUCAAGCCGACGUUGACGAGCUUGGGUCGGCAUUGCAAUCGGUGCUUCAAAAAAUUCGGCAAAAGUUGGAUUCUCUCGAUCAACGCAAGAACGAGCUGCGACUCAGGAGCCGCCAGAUCACAAUGCGACUCACAAAACCCACGCCCGAGACGCCUGAUGUGCCCAAUCGCAAAUACACUCUUCAGGGUGUUGCGACCAAGCCUGGAGUCACCUAUUUCCGCCGACAUACAAAGAUCGACUCGCUGAUUGACCACGACAUAUUAGACCAGGACAGCCAAAGUGGUGAUUGGUGGAGAACUGCAUGGCUCCAAGACGAAGCUCAGCCCGCCGUCUUUCAUCCUCCACUGGUGGGCCCCGUGACCAGAGCCCAGGCAGAGGCAACUAAGCAGUCAGAGACCACCCCUUACUCAGUCACGCGGGUCCAGGAAGCCGAAGUGUUGGAAGCGGUGAGGAAAGAAUACAACUCAGUGCUGCUGGUAUAUGCCAACGAAAACGCGAUGAACUUUCAAGGUGGCGAAUUGAGCAUUUCGCUCCGGCACUUUGUAGACCGCGAUAACCAAGCAUAUGCAGAAGAAUUGCAACAAGAAGAAGGACCACUACCUAGUGCAUCUGCGGAUCAUGAAGCCGAGACCGAAUUUGAAGACGUCCCCUUGAUCGACCCAACAGCUUCCAGCGGCUCAGUGCGUGAGCUCACACCUAUGUCGACAUCGAGCCCCGACCAUGAGGAGGACACGCAACCUUCGCAUAAAAUUACGACGCAAGAAGACAGUGCGGCCCACUUUCUGGAACAGCCACCUUCAUACGAGGAAACCGUUGGCAGGCAAGAAAUGCUGGAGAAGAAAGGUAACAAGAUUGGCUUGUAUGCCGAACAAAUGCUGCAAAAAUACGGAGGCGAUGCGGUCCAGGAAAAGGGAGAAAACGAAACUAGUGGUGGCUUUCUGGAGGUUGAAGAUGCAAAUGCGGUGUAG